Molecule: messenger RNA, 5850 nt
Organism: Knipowitschia caucasica
Lineage: Eukaryota; Metazoa; Chordata; Actinopteri; Gobiiformes; Gobiidae
Source: the annotation of a GenBank genome assembly
AUGACAGCGAAGGAGGAGCAAGAGAUGGAGCUGGAGGCUCUGCGCUCCAUCUACGAAGGAGAUGAUUGCUUCAAGGAAAUCAGUCCAGUGAAUUUUCAGUACAGGAUAGGAGACCUGGAGGACUCCAAAGCCUUCAUCCUGGACUUCUCUUGGCCAGACACGUACCCUGAGACAGCUCCUCAAAUGUCCUUAGAUGCGUUUUUCAAUAACAAAAUUUCUCCAGAAACAAAACAGUUUAUUCUGUCAAAGUUGGAGGAACAAGUAGACGCCAAUUUAGGUACUGCGAUGAUGUACACUUUAUUCGAAUGGGCCAAAGAAAAUCAGGAAUCUCUAAUGGAGAAUCACAGACCGGUCGUCCAAUCUGUGACGCUGAUUUCAAACAAUGAAGUCACAACUACAGCACCAGCGAAGAAGAAGGAGAAGAAGGAGCAGCUCACGAAAUCCCAGAAGAGAAGGAUGGUCAGCAAGACAGAUAACAAAGGAGAGCUGCCCCGAGGCUGGGACUGGGUGGACGUCAUUAAAGUCAAGAGUAAAACCUCUGGCAGUUUGGGAGACAGCAGUGGCCAUGAAGAAUCAAAAAAGCCAUCUGUUAGUCAUGGAGAGUUUAAAGGCAAUAAGACAGGAAAUAUGAUGAACGACAGCUCUGGCCGCAGCGAUGAAGAGAAAGAGGACAGACGUAAUGGUUUUUCAGAGCGUCAGAAUCAGAAUGCACUGGAUUUAACAAAUGGAGAGAACGUGGAGCGUGUUGAAGACGACGGGAGGGUCACGGUCUACAUCUGUGGAGGUUAUAGAGACUCGGGGGCAGAGAGAGCGGCGCUCAUGGAGACCGUGUAUCCCAGGCUCUAUCUUUACUGUAAGCAGAGAGGCUGUGACUUCAGAAUGCUUGACCUCCGCUGUGGACUGAGAAACUCUAUUUGUGAGCACCAUGACACCGUCCAGCUUCACCUGGAAACUCUGAGGCAAUGUCAACAAUCCCACUGCUUCUGUUUUAUUCUGUUUGUUGGUCAAAAAUACGAGGUGCGACGUCUUCCUUCUGCGAUUCAAAAAGAAGAUUUCGAAUCCAUACUUCAACUCCUGGAGAAAGAUAAAGAGCUAAUAUCCAAGAACAAAGCCGUUAAUUUCACUUGGCCAUCUCCCAGACCGGACAUUUCCUCUGACCUCACCAAAAAACACUUUCAAGAAUCUGUCUAUGGCCACUAUCUGAGUUUUGGAGACGAGGCGGUGAAUGCAGAGGAGCAGACUGACAAGGCCUUUUCAGACGAGGAGGAGGCGAGACUGAGCCCGGUCCAGGACCGGAGCGUGGGGGACGUGAUGAAGGAGCUGUCUCUGUUUAAGAUGUGGUACAGACUGGACACGAACAGCCUCCCGCCAGUGUACCGUCUGCUCCCUGUCAGCACACACCAGCCAGACAUACGCAGCUCGGACAGAAGGCGUCAGAAACUCGCCCGAUUGGCCUGGACUGGAACUCUACACACACUAUGGCAGGUGUUGCAUUUCAGGGCAGCUGCGGCCGUAGGAAAACAACAAGCAUCGAUCCUGCUGAGGACAGUUCUGGACUGGGAGCUGGAACAGGGAGUGGAGUCUGUAGACCACGCCCCGCCUGAAAACCACUGCCACUGCUACAAGAGAGAGAUCCCAGAUUUAUUGGACAACGUGGAGAACAAACACGCCGCUCUGUAUGUGGACCUGCUGCGUGGACAGACUCGGCUCGAUCCGGUGCUCAGUCUGCAGCAUCAGCAGUUUGUGGACAGGAUACACUCAAAGCUGCGUCACACAAACAUCUACGAGCGUAAAGUGGGCUGGGGCCGGACCGGUCUGGACCCCAAACACAACCGCUCCCACCAGUUCUACACCGAGCGCAUCUGUGCCCACGUGCAUCGGACCGUCGUCAACUCCAUCAAUAAAAUUACAAAGAAAACCGACAAACACGACACUUAUAAACAGAUGAGGAGAGCUGUGAUGGAAGCUCAGAUACAAGAGGAGAUAAAGCGGCACCAACAGCACUGUCGAAAUCUGGCUAAGAACUUCACCCUCAGACAAACCUUUCUGGACGACGUGGAAAAAGCUUGGAGGAGUUCCAGGCGAAUCCUUCUGUUGGGAUCACCAGGAUUGGGAAAGACCUGUGUCAUGGCCGCCAUCGCUCAGAAGGCUCCAAACUGGUUCUUUGGAACUGUGAAAAUAUUGGUCGUAUUUAUCGGUUAUUCUGGGGAAAGCAGAAAUAUCCGCUUGGUUCUGAAGAGUGUCUGUGUCCAACUGGCUGAAGCUUACCGUCCUCAGACAGAGCUAUCAGAGGGCCUUCCGCAGCUGGUGAACGAGCUGCACUCCCUCUUGGCCUUGGUGGACUCGGACAGACCCGCUGUGAUCCUGUUGGACGGACUGGACGAACUGUCAGAUGAACACGGCCCAGAACUCUCCUGGAUUUUAUCACCGCUGCCUCCAAACGUUUACCUUGUUGUCUCAGCCACCACCAACUCGGCCUGUACCGAAAUCCUAUUGUCAGGACAGUUCACAGUCCUGUCCCUGCCUUCGCUCACCACAGAGGACAUCAUCGCAGCUUUAGAAUCCAAACUCCAUCAGGAUCAGAGGCGUCUGCAGCCGGAGCAGUGGGAGACCCUGCUGCAGGCCUGUCAGUCCUGCCCCUGUCCUCUGUACCUGGAGACGGCCUACAGCGAGAGCCGACACUGGACGUCCCACACGGCCCAGUCCUGUCUGAACCUCCCUGACUCUCUCCAGGAGCUGUACGGAGUCAUGUUGUCCCGUUUGGAGAGGGACAUGGGAAAACAGCUGGUCAGAAGGGUCUGUAUGCUCAUGUCCAUUUCUCGACAUGGAGCCACUGAAGAGGAAAUCCUUCACCUGCUUUCUAAAGACGGCAAAGUCCUCAGAGAAGCCUCCCACAGUAGCCUGCCUCACAUCCGCUGGGUGCAUCUGAAGCAACAGCUGGGAUCACACCUGAGAGAAGUGAGGACCGACAGGACGUGGGUCUACCGCUGGGCACACUCCGAGCUCUGCCGCCUCUGUUUGGACCGCUACUUCAGGAACGAGGAAUCCCGGAUGGCCGUGCACGCAGAUUUAGGCGAUUACUACAGAGGCAGGUCCCCAAACUCGCACAUAUUCCAGCCGACGGUGUGGGUGGACGUGGAGGAGGACAAGCUGAAGUCUCAUUGGUUUAACCUGAGGAAGCUGCGGGGGCUUCCGUUCCACCUGGUCCACUCAGGGCAGAUCGUACCCUUCUUAGUGGAGUGUGUGUUUAACUAUGAGUUCCUCCUGCAUAAGGCCUGGGGGACGUCUGUUCUGGAGAUAGAGGAGGACCUGAAGAAAGCAGUGCUGCCAGACAAAGAAGUGAUAGAUGUGGAGGUUCUGUCUGGAGCGCUGGGCCUGUCCCGUGCUGUGCUCCUUCAGGACCCCUGCCAGCUCGCCUCACAGCUCAUGGGACGCCUGGGGACUAUGGUCAUGGAGGAUCGGCCGGUUGCAAAAGGUGACCGUUUGAAGUUCCAGCUCCUCCACACGUUGCUGGAUCAGUGUUCCCGCUCUAGUUUGCCGGUCCUGCUGCCCUCCUCCACCUGCCUGCUGCCUCCAAGAGGGCUUCAGCACACACUGUUAGCUGGGCCUCUGAAUUGUGUGACGGCCCUCGGAGGGUCCCAGCAGAGCACCACUGCAGUGACCUGUGAGGUGGACGGCAGUAUCCAGUUCUGGGACCUGGAGCAGAGGAGGAUCAUCAGGGGCCUGGAUCCAGCAGGAGAACUCGUGGCAGAUUCUCUCAAUAUUGGUUUGAAUGAUACGAUGCUUGUUGCCCGAAUGGGACAAGAUCUCCAGGUGCGGACAGUGGACACUGGGCGCGUGGUGUAUUCAGAGAGUGAAUCAGUGGAUGUCCCCAUUGUGACCAUAGCUUCGAAUGGACGGCUCCUUGUGGUCUUUUAUGACGGAACUCCUCGAGUGAAGGUUUUCGACCUGGCCAACUCCUGUUCCCUGCUCCACUCCACCACCAUUUCUCUCACUUCUGAACCGAUCCACAAAAACAACUCUUACGUUCUGUCCAGCAACUCCAUCAAAGACUUCGUCCUUUUUGCUCACAGGUCCGGCUGUGAGGCUGGAGUGUUCAGUGCUGAAGAGGGGAGAGUGUUGAUGGUCGUCUCUGCUCGUCACGCCGCGGCCUCCAUCCAGGCUGUGGACAUGACUGAGGAAUACCUACUGCUGUUCUGCAGAUACCCGUUCAGACAGGACAGUGAGCUCCUCCACAUUGAGCUGUACAGCACACAGUCUUUCCAGUACGAGAGGUCCAUCUUGGGGUGCACCCAGGAUGCAAUCUCCCAGGUCACGGUGAACCGCGCUGGGACUCACGCUGUGGCCUUUUGCUGCUCUCAGAAAACCGGGAUCACGGGUGUGGUCACAUGGAACCUGGAGACAGAGGACCACAAACACGUCACGCAUUUCCCCGGAAUACUCAAAAAAGGGCUGUGCUAUGACAUGGGCCUCUGUCUGGGCGUCUGCAGCGGAGAGAGAUGUGUGAGACUGUGGGAUCUGAGGUCCAGGAUCACAGACCAGACCCUGACUUACAACAUCCACAAGAGCAGAAGCGAUGGCACCAAAGAGCUGGUCACGACGGGCGAGAAACCCCGGUACGCCGUGUGCCUCUCGGAGCGUCCCGGGACAGUGUUGGUGUGGAACCUGGGCAGGCAGCGGUUCAGCUGUCGCCCCGUCAGCACGCAGCACGGUCUCUUCAGCGCCGCAGACGUGGUGCUGGUGCAUGGCCUCUCGCUCUUCAUCCUCACAGACAGAAGCUCAGGCAGGACGAAGGCGCCGGCGUGUUUUCAGACUCUGCUGGUGUUUGACCUGAUCAAGAGGAGCUACGUGAGGAGACAGACUGGACUGGCCAUUAUCCCCUGUCCCCAGAGCGAGUUCCGGCUGUUGGAGAAUGGAGCAACACUUCUGGGCCUCUCGGAGACUAGGGACCAUUUAAUCCUUUGGGAUCUGAGUUCUGGGUCCAUCAAACAGCGAAUGGACUGUGGAGAUUUCAGAGACCAGCAGCAGCCGCCAGAAGCACAAACAAUUUUGCUGUGGGAUAUUCAAACUGGAAGGCAAGAUGCGUCACUGAGAAAACAAGAAGAUAAAACAGAACAGAGUGAAGAAGGCCGAGCCAUCGAGCAGUUUGUGAUCAGUGGAGACCAACAGGUGGUGGUUUGCUCCUAUUUCUCUCAUCAACUCAAAGUCUUCAACCUGGCAUCCCAGAAUCCUCUCCACACUUUGGAGGACAGAAGCUGCUUACUUACCCUCAGCACAGCAGCGAUCACACACAGCGGGAGCCACCUGGUCCUGACCCACUACAACCAGGAAACUCGCUCCCCUGGUCUCACACUGUGGGACCUUCAAACUGGUAAAGUGGAACAAGACCUAGAGCAAGAACCUGAGGUUAGUUCUGUGGCGCUGACAGAUGAUGGCAGACGGGUUGUAUUCGGGAUAACAGGAAGUAACCGGCUUAAGGUGUGGGAGCCUUUGAGGAAAAGUGUGAAAAGCGUGUGCGGCGAUGAGAGUCUGAGGAUACAAGCCUUUAGUUCUCUCUAUUUAACUGAAGGUGGAACGAAAGCCUUGUUACUGUCAGGCCACCUGAGCCUGUGGGAUGUGGAGGAGUCCCAGUUCCUCUCCACUCUCUCUGUAGACUCCACCGUCAGCUGUUUGAGGCCUCUGGAUGGGGGCCGUGUGCGGCUCCUGGUGGGUCUGAGCCACUCUCCGGCCCUGGUCACAGUCACUUAUACCUCUGGGAACAACAGCAGCAGCAGCGGCGGCGGCCUCCAGUGGGGAAGUCGAGCGGAAGACCUGUUUGACGAGUCCAGCAGCAGCGAGGACGAGGCUUAG